ACCUCUUUCACUUUUCCCACCGCUCGCGCCAUUACCUAGAUCCCCGAAAAAAGUUUUUGCUGUUAUAUAUAAGGCUCACGCCCUCGAAUUAGAACUAACUUAGUUAUUCCGUUCCGAACGCCCUUCUCUCGUCUGCCAUGGCUUCGCUCGAUAUCUCUUCUGUACUCCAGGGAGGCUACCAGCAUCCACUCUCUCGCACCUGGCAGGCAAAGCGCACCCUGACCAAGGCGAUGCUCAUGUACCCGAUCUUCAUAACAGACGACCCCGACGCACACGUCGAGAUCUCCUCACUUCCCGGCCAGUGCAGAUGGGGCGUGAAUAAGCUCGAAGAGUUCAUUGGUCCGUUGGUGCAAAAAGGUCUGAAGAGCGUCAUCAUCUUUGGUGUACCGCUUAAGGUCCCUAAGGACGAAAGUGGUACCCCCGCAGAUGAUGCAGAAGGCCCCGUUAUCCUUGCGAUUAAGAAGCUCCGUGCUCUCUAUCCAUCUCUCUACAUCGCUACCGACGUCUGCCUGUGCGAGUACACUUCGCAUGGACAUUGUGGCAUCCUGAACGAGGACGGAAGCAUCAACCCUGCGCCAUCUGCAACCCGCAUUGCUGAGGUCGCGCUCGCAUACGCCCGCGCAGGCGCACACUGCGUCGCGCCGAGCGACAUGAUGGACGGCCGCAUCAAAGCCAUCAAGCGUGCACUUAUCGAUGCCGGCUUCGGGAAUCGCUGCACGCUCAUGAGCUACUCCGCGAAGUUCGCCAGCGCACUUUAUGGCCCCUUCCGCGACGCUGCGGGCAGUGCACCCUCGUUUGGCGACCGCAAGUGCUAUCAGCUCCCGCCGCAGGGCAAGGGCUUAGCGCGGCGCGCCAUCCAACGCGAUGUUGCAGAGGGUGCAGACAUUAUCAUGGUCAAGCCCGCGCUGCCGUACCUCGACAUCAUCCAGGAUGCAGCGCAGCUUGCUUCGGACCACCCCCUCGCUUGCUACCAGGUUUCUGGCGAAUACGCAAUGGUCGUGGCUGGUGCGCGGGCGGGCGUGUACGACCUUCGUACGAUGGCCUUCGAGACGUGCGAGAGCAUGCUCCGCGCAGGCUGCACGCUCAUCCUCACCUACUUUACGCCCCAGUUUCUCGACUGGCUCGACGAAUAAGCGGCUUCAGCUAUGACAAAAAGAAAGAAAGUGCAUAAUGUACGAUACUCGUGAAUUUAACACUACUGUACCUGGUAUGUUCUCUGCUCUGUAAAAGUGCUCACUCGGGCGGCAAUGAGAUGCCGCAGGCGUUCAAAA
Molecule: messenger RNA, 1271 nt
Organism: Phanerochaete carnosa HHB-10118-sp
Lineage: Eukaryota; Fungi; Basidiomycota; Agaricomycetes; Polyporales; Phanerochaetaceae
Exons: 4
Coding region: 138-1133 (331 amino acids)
Biological process (GO): heme biosynthetic process
Cellular component (GO): cytosol
Molecular function (GO): porphobilinogen synthase activity; zinc ion binding
Source: RefSeq, a predicted model, not a curated record